Ixodes scapularis (black-legged tick) is the source of this 1198-nucleotide messenger RNA. RefSeq names its product protein VASP homolog. Lineage: Eukaryota; Metazoa; Arthropoda; Arachnida; Ixodida; Ixodidae. The record is from RefSeq and is a predicted model, not a curated record. Bases 4 to 1023 code for a protein of 339 amino acids. The transcript is spliced from 7 exons.
GGCAUGGCCCCCCCGCCCACCGCCAACAGCCGUGCUCGCACCCCGCUCGUGCCCGGCUCAGACGGCAUGGGGAGCCAGCGACGGCACGCGCUCUGGCUGACGGCCUCGACGCCCGUGCUCCUCCUGCUCCUGCUGCUGCUGCCAAUGGUGCCAGAGAGCCUGGCCAAGGGCGCCAGGAACAGCGCCGCUAUGGAUACGGCCCUCAGGCAGAUCAACCUGUCCCUGCUCUACACGUUGGCCUGUGAUACGACGGUGAGCAGCGAGGUGCAAGUCAAGCGUUUCCAGUGUCUCCUCCGGAGCAUCGACCCCUCGGACAAGAUGGUGGUGCUUGGCUGCCAGUACAACGUGGGGGGCACCAUGGACGCUGCCGCCUUCCUCACGGCACUCUGCGAGAACAAGCUCAACUGCAACAAGCUGCGUUCCUGCAUGGCCACUGAAAGGGUGAAGAACAUGCAGCCCGUGGCGGGCCCCGUGCCGCAGCUCCCGGAGCCCGAGCAGCCGAUCCAGGCCGGGGUCUCCGGGCCCGAGCAGGGCGGCGCCCACGUGACCUCCAGCCCCGGGCCCACGACCCAGCCGGCGGCCCCGACCACGACGCCCGGCCCCGCGCCGCCAGCCUCCGAGGCGCCCAGGGAGGACACGCCGCCGGCCGCUGGCGGGGAAGGUGAAAACGUGCCUGCGGGCGGUGGAGACAGUGAAGACCCCCGGGAGGAUAACCCGAGGCCCGGCGACGCCGUCGCGGUGACGUCUUCGCCGCCUCCGGCGAGCACGGCGGCCGUGCCCGCGGACCCUCCAGGCGGCGAGGUCCCGGACGACAUUUUGCCGCCCCCGCCCGCGGACGAAGGCGGUGACGAGAUGAGCUUCUACCCGUGCCUGUGCGCGCGCAAGGCCAAGUUCCGGGGCCGCUGGAAACAGCGACACAACAGCCGUCGCCGCGCCAGGGCCGCCCCCGCCACCAGCUGGAAGGACUACAACUUCCUCUUCCCGCUCGGCGCCGUUAGGGAAUGCCUCGUGUCCACCACCUAGCGAGGAAGAGCAGUUCUUGUGCGCACCUGGAUCACUUCACUCCUGGGAUCAACGUGCGGCAUUCUUUGAGGGCAAGAAAAAAAAUACAAAAAACAAAAAACGGACGAACGAACUUCGGAAACGACAGGACAGCAGUAUUGUGCGCGAAAGUGUACGCUCGAAACCACGGACAUUU